Paramecium sonneborni is the source of this 534-nucleotide messenger RNA. Lineage: Eukaryota; Ciliophora; Oligohymenophorea; Peniculida; Parameciidae. The record is from the annotation of a GenBank genome assembly.
AAACCAUGACGCACUAAGGGCUGAUUUGCUCGAAUUUGGAUAUUUAUAAAGAUUUUUAAAUAUUAAUAUUGAAUUAGAUGAAUAUCAUUGAUGAAGGUGAAUAGAAUCCUUAAAAAAGUGAUGAAAGAAAUAAAUCACCUUUAAAAAAAGAACUCAGGCCACGUUCAAAAAUAGUCCCAGGGAUAUUCUAAGAAUAUAAGAGAACAUACAUCAAAGUGCCUCCAGUUUCUAAGGAUUAACUGUCUAGACUUGUACUCAAGGAAGGGUUUAAAAUUAAAGAAGUAUGAUACUAUUAAAUCCAUUAAAUAGGCUGCUAAGAAACUAUAAAUUAAGUAUGCCACAGCUAAGACUAUUAUAUUCCAUCUUAGAGAGGAAAGGAAAUAAAUUAUUUAAGUAGGAUCAAAGAUGUGCUCAUACACUGAACUGCAAUCAGAUAGGAUUUCAAAGUUGAGAAUAAUUACAACAACCUCAAAUGAUAUAAUUUCUAAUGUUGAGUAUUAACUAGUCCCUUUAAAUACUUCAUAAAUCCAAUGA